Molecule: messenger RNA, 1257 nt
Organism: Dryobates pubescens (Downy woodpecker)
Lineage: Eukaryota; Metazoa; Chordata; Aves; Piciformes; Picidae
Product: PHD finger protein 7-like
Exons: 10
Coding region: 1-1257 (418 amino acids)
Cellular component (GO): nucleus
Source: RefSeq, a predicted model, not a curated record
AUGGAGGAGAUGAGCGAUCCUGAAGCCAUGGAGCAGGCAUGCCAGCUGUGCCACUGGGCAAAUGUGGACGAGAACAUCUGUGGGCUUUGGCGGCAGCACCAAGAAGUCUGCUUCCAUGCUUACUGCGUGUACUUUGCCAGCAGCCUGACUCCGGUGGCAUUCAGUGGAGACAUCCCAGUCUACCGCCUCUCCGCCAUCAGACGUGCCAUCCGGCAGUCAGCAGAGAAGCUCUGCUUUGUCUGUGGCGGGAGCGGGGCCUCCAUCACCUGCCAGGAGUCGGGCUGUGAGCGCAGCUUCCAUCUGCCCUGUGCCACCAGGGGCAGAUGUGUCACGCAGUACUUUGAGCAGUACAGGGCCUUCUGCUCCAGGCACCGCCCACAGCAGGCAGUGCUGAGGGACCCAGAGCCUGGCACCGACUGCCUGCUCUGCUUGGAGGAUGUGGGGGACAGACAGUCCUUCAGAACUAUGGUGUGCCCCGUGUGCCAGCACGCCUGGUUCCACAGGGACUGCAUCCAGGGCCAUGCUCUCCAGGCUGGCAUCUCCGCAUUUCGGUGCCUGCUCUGCAGGGACAAAGACCAAUUCCAGCAGGAAAUGCUGAGGAUGGGGAUCCGAAUCCCCAGGAGGCCACCAGAAUGGGAGACGGCCCAGGAAUUCGCAGCCCUGAUGGAGAGGCACAGCCAGUGCGAUGCCCAGCACUGCCUGUGCCCAGGGGGCAGGGGGCAGGCAGAGGAAGAGGGACCCUGGCAGCUGCUGCUGUGCAGCUCCUGUGCUGCUGAGGGCACCCACCGGUGCUGCUCCCAGCUGGAGGACAGCACGGCCCAGUGGGAGUGCCAUGGAUGUGCUGGCCCCAGCAAUGCCUCCAGUGCCACCUUGCAGGAGGCUGGUGCCAGCACCCCCAGGCAGCCCACUCAGGCAUCCUCCCGUGCCUCUGAGGCUGGGGAGGGCUGCUCCAGCCCUUCCGGGCCCAUGCGGCUGCGGGACCGCAGCCGCUUGCAGCGCCGUGCCCAGAAUCCCUACAGCCGCCCAGGCAGACGCUCCUCCGGUGCCAGCUCGGAGCUCGCUGGUGCCAGCUCGGAGCUCGCUGCUCCCAGCACAGCCAGCGAGCUGCCCUCGGGGCCUUCCUCCCCCGCCCCAAGCCUGGAGAGCAGCAGCCGCCAAAGCCGCCCUGGGCCCCAGCGGCUGCGGGAGAGGUCCUGCCCGCGCCGCGGGGCACAAGCACCUUACAGGCGGCCCAGCCACCGCCGCAGGAGGAGGUGA